ACCAGCAUCUGUUUUCCUUCAUUCACACUUCAGAAACAUGUUCUGAGAGAAGCGUUUUCUUGUUAAUGGUGGUACAUUCUGCUCCCAUGAACUACAAUAAGAGAGAUAUGAUUCGAGCAACUUUCGGGUCUGUUACAUCCUACAGAGACAAACACCUGGCAGUUGUCUUUAUUUUGGGAACUGUUGAACAACAAACCCUGCAGGAAUCCAUAAACAAAGAAUCACAACUUCACCACGAUAUUGUUCAAGGUAAUUUCCAGGACAGUUAUAAAAAUCUCAGUAGGAAACAUAUUAUGGCCAUGCACUGGGUCAAAUAUAACUGUAACCCGACGUAUAUUCUUAAAUUAGACGAUGACACAUUCGUUAACCCUUAUAGAAUUAUAGAUUAUUUACUAAUGGAAAAGCCUCAGGGAAUGACGAUGCAUUGUAAAGUCAUCUAUGGUGACCGACCAAAUAGAAGGAAAAAAUCUAAAUGGUACACGCCUGUAUCCCAGUAUCCAUUUCCCAAAUUACCACCUUUUUGUCUCGGGUUUGCUUACAUAACAACACCAACAACUUGGAACGCCUUGUACAAAGCUUCAGAAACUUGCCGCAUCAUGGACAUGGAUGACCUGUAUGUCAGUGUUGUGUUGGCCAUGAAGGCUGGAGUGAAGAAGAGAAGCUUCGAGAACUUGCUGUACAACUGUCCUAAACCUGCUUCAAGGAUGACUGAGAGAGUGUUGAAUGCGAAAGCAAUUGUUUUAGACAGAAGAAACAAGUGUGGCGAUAUUCCGUUUAAAUUCUUUCCAAGACUGCAAGAAAUGAAUGAUUUUGAUUAGCGAAGUUUCAUUGU
Molecule: messenger RNA, 832 nt
Organism: Haliotis rubra (blacklip abalone)
Lineage: Eukaryota; Metazoa; Mollusca; Gastropoda; Lepetellida; Haliotidae
Product: beta-1,3-galactosyltransferase 1-like
Exons: 1
Coding region: 66-818 (250 amino acids)
Cellular component (GO): membrane
Molecular function (GO): hexosyltransferase activity
Source: RefSeq, a predicted model, not a curated record